This is a messenger RNA of Vanessa atalanta (red admiral), 3627 nucleotides long. RefSeq names its product neurofilament heavy polypeptide-like (gene chif). The record is from RefSeq and is a predicted model, not a curated record. Gene Ontology annotation, biological process: regulation of cell cycle phase transition; positive regulation of nuclear cell cycle DNA replication. The transcript is spliced from 7 exons. Gene Ontology annotation, molecular function: protein serine/threonine kinase activator activity; nucleic acid binding; zinc ion binding. Bases 206 to 3055 code for a protein of 949 amino acids. Gene Ontology annotation, cellular component: Dbf4-dependent protein kinase complex; nucleus. NCBI's taxonomy places the organism in Eukaryota, Metazoa, Arthropoda, Insecta, Lepidoptera, Nymphalidae.
AAAUGUAAUAUUAUUUAAUAAGGAAUUAUUGAAAUGUAAAUUUUCAUUCUUGUCAGUGUAUUAUUUUAAGCCUACUUAUGUAAUCAAUAAUCUGAAAUAAUAUUAUAAUUACCCUAUGUUUGCAAUUUUAUCUCAAUUAAAUGGAAAUAGAUAAAAGUAUUAUAGUUGCUAUUGGUGCUUCUUUUUUAAUUUAUAACAUUAUAACAUGAUGGUUUCGAAUUUGCAACUACAGGAAAAGUAUAACAAAAUUAGAAAAAACUUCUGCUUUUAUUUGGACAUACAAGAACCUAGUUUAUCUAGAUCUAUUUCGCGAAGGCUACAAGACAUGGGUUUGCGCGAGGAGGUCUUCCUUACAUCUCGAGUGACACACGUUGUGGGAGCGCGUCCUGAAACAGUCGCGCGAUGUGCGCGGCGUGAGGGCCGCGCGCGCGCCGAUGCCAUGCUCCAGCGGCUCCGCCAGCCGCCCCCGCCCCAACACCACAACUACGUACAUCUUACCGUUCAGAAGGCUAUAAGUCUAUUGGAUAAACUGUAUGACACAUUCUUCACGGCACCGCGUAAAGCGCAUGUCAACCUCUUCAGUAAACAUUUUAUCAAGAUUGAGUUUUUGGACAAAUUAUGCAGACCUGUUUACAAGGAGUUUGAUGAAUGGCCCCAAAUAUCUCUAGAGCCUGACCCACCAAAAGAGAAGAAGGAUAAAAAGGACACUCCAGAAAACUUAGUUAACGCAAUUCCAUCUAAUAAUAACAUACAAAAAAUGACUAGAAAAAGCCGCCCGCGUAUCAAAGAGAGAGAAGAAAAAGAACAAAAAGGUGGUUAUUGUGAAAUGUGUAACGCUGACUAUGUCGAUGCCGCCAUUCAUCGACGAUCACCUCAUCAUUUAGCUUUCGUUAGAGAUCAUACGAAUUUUCUGGCUCUCGAUUCAUUGAUAACCUCAGGAACAGAUGUUACCACCUUCUUAGAUAAGACAAUGCCAGUUAAUGGAGAAAGACGAUCUCUACGCAAGCUAUGCAAUGGUGAUGUUGAGCCUAAGAGUAAAAGAUCAAAAAGAUCACAGUCACCAGACACUAUUAAUGGUAAUGUCAGCCCAAGAAGAAAUGGUGGUUUGGAUGAUGAAAAAAAGCAUAAUACGAGAUGCAGUAAGAGAACAAGUGAAUCACAACCAUCAGAAGAUCGUCAGUAUUAUAAAGUAGUUGGAGUGAGUACAAAACUCCGUUCAAGCGGUGGUUUCGCUAUCAAAAAGAAGGAUUCGCCUCCAACUUGUAACGGAACAAAACCACUAGUAGUCAAGUUUCGGAAAGUGCGUCGAUCGGAAUUGUCUGUAUUAAGCGAUGAAGCCGAACAAUUUAUGUUUCCGAAACGUGCUAGCUCUACUAGCUCUACCUCAUCUGAUGAAGAAGAUAAAGUGGAAGCAAUAAAAACUCGGAGAAAAACGCCGCCAAAACCACCGCCUCCAAUUGAGAGGCAGCGUUUAGCAAGACCCGUGGCAUUAAAAGAGGAAUCUUCAGAGGAAGACAGUUGGCCUGAGGACAAAAGAAGACGGAAACGGCGAGUUCCUGCAGUAGCUAAACGAGGCAAAAGAGUUGCUGGUAGACCACCUGUAGUUGAAUCUCAAAAAAAAUCCCCAGAGCCAGUAGAGCCUGCAAAACCAGUGGAACAGCCUCAACCGGAGCCUGAAAUCAGUCCGUUGAGGGAAGAACCUUCGGAAAGAUGCAUGAAAUGGGAAGAUGGAAAACUAAAGUACACUCCUGCAGUAGAACAGUUGGAAUUUGCUUUUGAAUCAGUUCCACAUAGCGAGCCCUGGUUCGAAACAUUUAAACGUCAAGAUCAAGACAAACUUGUUGCAAGAAAUGUGCCUCAGUAUUUUGAAUUGUAUUCUAAGUCACCAAAGUUACCCUAUGAAAUUGGCCAGUUACCACCUUUAAAACCCAAUUGCUGUCCUUUGAGUGACUUUGUUAAAAGAGAAGAAAAACCUGGACCAUCUCGAUCUUAUGGUACCCGUGGAAUGAAGAAGCAACGAAUAAAGAAAAGAACAGCUGCACUUCUUGCAUUAGAGGGCCAUCCACGAAAGUCUCCAAGAGAACAUGCAUCUACAUUAGCUAUACUUGGCUCUGCAGGUUUAUUGCAGACACGAAAGCAUGCAGAUGAUACAAAGUCAACAGCAUCAGAAGACACAGUUAGUGAUACUCAGAGUAAUAUGAAAGUUGAACCUGUCUUAUCUGAAACCCAAGAAGCCUCCGAGCGACUUCAACAAUUCCUGUCUGAAGUAUUUGAAGAACCCACAGACUAUGAAAUAUCUUAUGAUUUGGCAGGUGAUGAAACAGCUGUCAUAGCAUCAAAAAAUCUCCCUGAUGUUUCAAGCCUUGUAUCAGAAUGUGAUGAUUGUGACAUUAUAAGGAAUGAGAUUAAACAAGGUGCUACUGGCUGCAUGCGAGGUAGACGAGGCAAGUUCAAAAAGAAGAACCGAACUGGGUGGCCUAAUAAAAAGAAACAAACCAAAAAAGACUCCCGAACUAGCAGUAUGGAACUUGAACAGAAGGCAGAUAGUAGUCUAGACAGGUCAUCGGUGGAGCUUCCUGAUGAUGACACAACACAGGACACACUAAGCGAAGAAAAUAAUACUUUAUCAGAAUCAGAUGAAAAAACAUUGACUAAUGAAAAGUUAAAGAUUAGUUUUGAGCCGCAUAAAAGUGAAACCCCAAAGAAGGAUAUUAACAAUAUUACCUUAGAACUAAAAGAAAAAGUCACUCCUAUGGAAGUAAACCACAAUGACAAAAUACAAAAAGAAGACAGAUUACAUUUAGAUUUAAAGGUUGUAUUACAUGAUAAAAUUAACCAUAAGUCUCCCACAAAACGGGACACUGAAAAAGACGAGAAAGGUGCAAAUCGUUCAUCUGCAUCAGAUGCUGAGGAUAGAGAUGAAAAAGCAAAGAAAAAGAAACGUGUUCUGCAGGGUUUAUUGUUACAGCCGAUAGUGAGAGUAGCGCGAGUGGAUCCAAAUGCCGGCCGGAGACUGCGUUCGGCCGGACGGGCUCGGACAAACCGAUUCAGAUAGCGCGCGGCCAAGCUGACUCGAAUCAGUGGAUAAAGAGACUCAACUCGGUUUUAAUUAAAAUCCAUGGACAAAGUGGCGUUUUAGAUCGAUGAACAUUAUAGAUACGUUCACAUUAUUGCUUCCUAAUAUUUUGGAAUACCUAUCAAUGUGAAUAUUCUCAAUAAUUAAAAACAAUUGACUGCUCUAGCUAAUAUACCAACAUUUUUAUAAAAUGUUGAAAGAUUAAAUUUGUUAUUUGAGAUUAUUUGCACAAAUGUUAUAUAUGUUGAUAAAUCACACUUAGCAAUAGAUGUGAAUAAAACUACAAUAUUUUUAGCCAAUGUGUAAAACAUGGGUACAAAUAUUGUAUAGUAGUGCGACAUACAAAACCUGCAGAUAAAUCCUGUUAGUAAUUAAUCUUUCCAUAUACAAAUGAUGUUGUCCAUAUAAUUUAUUUAUCAUUUCGAAUAGAAGAGUAGCUGACUGUUUUGUAAUUAGUUUAUUUAAUAACAAUUUUUCAAAAGAAAAUGAAUUUACUAUGAAGUUACAUUAGAGGCUCUUUUUUGAGUUAAAUUGAAGUUUCUUUUUUUUUG